AUGAGCGACAUUAAAAAAUCCCUCCUCUCCGACACAGACACGAGCGAGCGCGCGCCUCUCCCCCGCCCUCCUUCCCUCGCCCUCCCAGCUCUCAACACGCUCCGCGACAAGCGCGUCAUCCUAGCCUCCGCGUCUCCCCGCCGCCGCCAAAUCAUGUCCCUCCUCGGCCUCCCCUCGAUCGAAGUAAUCCCCUCAAACGCCGCCGAAGACUUCCCCAAAACAAUGGAACCGUUCGAAUACGUGCUCGCGACCGCCACCAAGAAAGCGCAAGCCGUCUACGAGAUCGAGAUCCAAAACGAAGCCAAGGGGGAGCCCGCGCUGCUCCUCGCCGCAGACACAGUCGUUGUGGACACCGUGUCGGGGUCGAUCCUGGAGAAACCGCGCAGCGAAGCACAGCACAUCUCGAUGCUGAAGACCCUGCGCGACGCCGGUGAACAUAAAGUCUACACGGCGCUGGUGGCGAUGGCGCCGUUAGCGAGCGCGCGACAGCCCGGAUAUGUGAUGGAGACGGCGAUUGAGGAGACGACGGUGCGGUUUGGGGCGGACGUGUCGGAUGAGUUGAUCAUGGCGUAUGUGCGCACGAGAGAGGGGGUCGAUAAGGCGGGGGGUUAUGGGUUGCAGGGCAUCGGGUCGAUUUUGGUGGAGAGCGUGCAGGGGAGUUAUGAUAAUGUGAUUGGGUUGCCGUUGCGGACGGCGUAUAAGUUGAUUGAGAAGGUGGUGCACAAGGCGGAUGAUGAGGAUCGGUUGUCGGAUUCGGAGAGGGAUGGGUUGGAUGAGGAGAGUGAGGAUGAGUAG
Molecule: messenger RNA, 795 nt
Organism: Aspergillus affinis
Lineage: Eukaryota; Fungi; Ascomycota; Eurotiomycetes; Eurotiales; Aspergillaceae
Product: nucleotide diphosphatase
Exons: 1
Coding region: 1-795 (264 amino acids)
Molecular function (GO): nucleoside triphosphate diphosphatase activity
Source: RefSeq, a predicted model, not a curated record